AUGGCCACACCUACAGAUCCGACUGUGCCGCUCCCUACCACGACAGACAUUGACGAUGAUGACGACGAUGAUGUGACCUCUAUCGCACCUGGGCCACCACCACCACCAGCCCCAACACCGAACGUCCCUACUCCAUCAGCACCAUCAGCACCAUCAGCACCAUCAGCACUAUCGUCUCCAACGAGUGUCCCUACUCCAACUUCGACCGAUGCCUCCGUUUCGUCAACGCCAGCUCCCGCGUCUGGAAAUGGCGGUCUUAGUGUUGGGGCCAGCGCAGGCAUCGGUAUAGGAGCCGCUCUUGCGAUACUUCUACUUCUACUUGGAGGCUGGUUUUGUGUGCGAAGAAGACGGUCUGUACUGCGCCGCCUAUCCAAAGGUUCAGCCGCCACCGACACUGCGCACGACCUAGAGACAGCCGGAAAGGGGACAGGUCCGGAGAUCAGGGAACAUAGAGCGCUUGGCCCAGCAGAAAUGGAGGCAAGCACAAGUGAGAGGCACCCUUCUGAGCUGGCCAGUCCCGUUAUUUCCGUGGAGGCUGCUGGUGAUCGGAAUUUUGCUGCAGAAUUGCAAGGUUCCGAAGUUCCUCCACAAGGCGGAAGGAAAGGAAGUAGGGAACGGCUCUUUCUAGAUUCGCCGAUUGAUGAAGAACAAGGUCGGUUCGAGAAGCAUUUUAGGCCAGUCGAUGAGAAGAGACCACCAUUGUGA
Molecule: messenger RNA, 705 nt
Organism: Alternaria atra
Lineage: Eukaryota; Fungi; Ascomycota; Dothideomycetes; Pleosporales; Pleosporaceae
Exons: 1
Coding region: 1-705 (234 amino acids)
Source: RefSeq, a predicted model, not a curated record